This is a messenger RNA of Macrosiphum euphorbiae (potato aphid), 339 nucleotides long. The record is from the annotation of a GenBank genome assembly. Lineage: Eukaryota; Metazoa; Arthropoda; Insecta; Hemiptera; Aphididae.
AUGUACGGAGCUUUGGUGAACGAUCGCUGGUAUCGUGCGGAAAUAAAAAAUAAGUUUAAAAGUUCAAUGGAUAUAAUGUUGGUGGAUAUGGGAAGUACUGUGAUAAAUGUAGAAAAUGUAUAUGAGCUUCCUAAACACUUAGAAAAUAUUAAAUACUUGACUUUACGCUGUUCCCUUGGAUUGGAUCAGAAAUAUUUCAGUUUAUAUAAACUGAAAGAAAUAUGUAAUAGUAAAACAGAAUUUAUGAUGAUAUUAUUCGAAAACAACAACGUUGAUGGACAUCUUAUACGCUUAUUUUUGAAUGAUGAAGAUGUUACUACAAUCAUAAAGAAAGAUUGA